Messenger RNA from Gossypium raimondii (Peruvian cotton), 1367 nucleotides. RefSeq names its product probable pyridoxal 5'-phosphate synthase subunit PDX1. Gene Ontology annotation, biological process: amino acid metabolic process; pyridoxine biosynthetic process; pyridoxal 5'-phosphate biosynthetic process. The coding region runs from base 145 to 1077 and encodes 310 amino acids. The record is from RefSeq and is a predicted model, not a curated record. Gene Ontology annotation, molecular function: amine-lyase activity. The transcript is spliced from 2 exons. Lineage: Eukaryota; Viridiplantae; Streptophyta; Magnoliopsida; Malvales; Malvaceae.
UGUCUCCCAUCAUCGCCACCUUCUUUGCUUCACCUCUUCUCUCCCACACACACCAGUCAAUAUCUCCCAUAAUCUCUUUCAACUUUUUUUUUCUUUUUCAAUUCCCAGAAGAAAAAAAAAAACCCAAUUUUUUUUUUCUAAGCUAUGGAUGGAACUGGGGUUGUUGCAGUUUAUGGAAAUGGAGCAAUGACCGAAACCCAUAACAAAUCCACUUUCUCUGUGAAAGUGGGGUUAGCCCAAAUGCUUCGAGGAGGUGUUAUAAUGGAUGUUGUCACCCCUGAACAAGCUCGUAUCGCUGAAGAAGCCGGAGCUUGUGCCGUUAUGGCUCUUGAACGAGUCCCGGCUGAUAUCCGAGCCCAAGGUGGUGUGGCUCGAAUGAGUGACCCACAACUCAUUAAGGAAAUUAAGCAAGCUGUUACUAUCCCUGUCAUGGCUAAGGCUCGUAUUGGUCAUUUCGUUGAAGCCCAAAUCCUUGAAGCCAUUGGUAUUGAUUAUGUUGAUGAAAGUGAAGUUCUUACACCCGCCGACGAAGAGAACCAUAUCAACAAACAUAACUUUAGGAUCCCUUUCGUUUGUGGGUGUCGGAAUUUAGGUGAAGCACUUCGGAGGAUCCGAGAAGGUGCCGCUAUGAUCCGAACCAAAGGUGAAGCUGGGACUGGUAACAUUAUCGAAGCCGUUAGGCAUGUUAGGUCCGUGAUGGGGGAUAUUAGGGUGCUAAGGAACAUGGAUGAUGACGAAGUUUUCAGCUUCGCAAAGAAAAUUCAAUCUCCUUACGAUUUGGUCAUGCAGACGAAGCAGCUUGGGAGGUUACCGGUGGUUCACUUCGCCGCCGGAGGUGUAGCGACGCCGGCUGAUGCUGCGUUGAUGAUGCAGUUGGGCUGUGAUGGUGUCUUCGUCGGGUCUGGGGUUUUCAAGAGUGGUGACCCGGCUAGACGUGCUCGGGCUAUUGUUCAAGCCGUCACUCAUUAUAGUGACCCGGAAGUCCUUGCUGAAGUUAGCUGUGGGCUUGGUGAGGCUAUGGUUGGUAUCAAUUUGAAUGAUAAGAAUGUCGAGCGGUUCGCAGCUCGGUCUGAUUAGUCUAUUUCGAGCUUCUUGGGGGAAUCCCUUCGUCGCGUUGCGCUAUUCCUGGAUUAUACAGGUGUUUCUUACAGUGGGAUUGUCGUUCUAUGUCGUAAAUGUUCGUUAAGUGACUGGAUGUUUUCAAUAAUUCUGCCUAUUUCAUUUUCUAAAUUUAGAUCUUUUUAAGAUUGGUAGGAAUUAAAGGAACUCAAAUCUCUGGAUUCUGCAGUUAUAGGCUAUGCAGAAACAUUUACCUGCAUUUUCAGGUGGUAUUGGUUCUUCAUAAAAGUGGCUUUGGUUGUUAUCAA